Molecule: messenger RNA, 1115 nt
Organism: Galendromus occidentalis (western predatory mite)
Lineage: Eukaryota; Metazoa; Arthropoda; Arachnida; Mesostigmata; Phytoseiidae
Product: CTD small phosphatase-like protein 1
Exons: 1
Coding region: 396-1115 (239 amino acids)
Molecular function (GO): phosphatase activity
Source: RefSeq, a predicted model, not a curated record
GAAUUCAGAGCUAUCGAACGAUUCCUCUACAAAUGAACACAUUGGGACAUGAACAUCAAUAUCGGAGUCGGAGAGGCGUGUGGAUGGUAGGUAGAAGGAAUAUUCUUUCCCUUCCCCCCACCUUCUGAGAACCGAGUACCAUCCGUCUCCAUCCUUGGCGUAAGAUACAAGUGCCUCCUCGAUUCGAGAACCCCACUGAAUGCACACUCGGCUCAGAACCUUCGCUGAUUCAUUCCACGCUUAUCAUCCAAUGAUGGUUUCGUGCACUUAGAGUAUUCUUUGCUCGCGAUGACGAAGGAAGGACUCGUGGCCGCCGACUCGUUCGUUCGGACAUCGUUUUCGGGGCUUUUCAAUAACGUUGUGAUUAGGUAAAUGACCUUAGAGUCGAGAGAUCGAUGUUCUCAACGAAAACCGAUCAAAACCAUCUGAGUCAAAAAUUCGUGCUCACGGCUAGUGAAAAGCGAAAGUAUCGAGAGAGCAACCCACUCCCAAGUGUGCCUUAUAUUCCUCCACCCCUGCCCGAAGACGCUAAGAAAAUAUUACUCGUCCUAGAUCUCGAUGAAACGCUUAUCCACGGGACGUAUUGCAUGCCACCCAAGUACGACUUCCGAUUCGAGCUGAAACUACCGCAGAGCAAACGAGUUAUGAAUGUUUACGUGCUCGUUCGACCGUAUCUGCAAGACUUUCUCGAAUUCGCGCACAAAUGGUUCGAAGUUAUGGCCUAUACGGCUUCUCUACCUAUCUACGCAGACAAAAUCCUCGACGAGAUCGAUCCCAAACGCUACAUAAAACACCGACUCUACAGACAUCACUGCGGUUUCUUCAAAGAGUAUUACAUCAAAGACCUGGAAUUCCUCGGGAGACCGUUAAGUAGGAUUCUCCUUGUCGACAAUCAUCCCGCGAGCUAUAUGGUGCAGCGAGACAACGGAAUUCCCAUCUACUCGUAUUUGGGACAGCCGAGAGAUGCGGGCCUCAAGAGUUUGGUGUCGUUCCUAGACGACGUCCGCGACGAUGUCACUCCGAUACCCAAAACCAGACAGUACGGCAUAAUUUGGAGACAGAAACUACAGACCUUUCUGGAGAACUUACGCGAAAGUGAGGAAAGUGUUAGCUAG